Molecule: messenger RNA, 219 nt
Organism: Cladophialophora yegresii CBS 114405
Lineage: Eukaryota; Fungi; Ascomycota; Eurotiomycetes; Chaetothyriales; Herpotrichiellaceae
Exons: 1
Coding region: 1-219 (72 amino acids)
Source: RefSeq, a predicted model, not a curated record
AUGGCUUUAGGCACGGGCUUCACUUUCGUCGGUGUCGACGGGGUGGUCGACGUGGUAGGCAGAUUCGCCGGCGAGAAGACCCUGCAUGGGAGGGCGAUGAUGAUUACUCCCGAGCAGGAGGGAGUGAUUGACGUGAGGGACGAUGAGGAAGGGGUAUGGGGAGGCGUGAUAUUCGGGGGGAUACAGGAGAGGAUGAGGCCUGCCGGGCUGAUCAUCUAA